AUGGCUGCAAUAGAGCUGGCUCAGGAGCCGGUGACUUUCGAGGAGGUGGCUGUGUAUUUCACCAGGGAAGAGUGGGCUCUGCUGGACCUCACUCAGAGAGCCCUCUACAGGGAUGUCAUCCAGGAGAACUAUGAAACGGUGGUCUUUCUGGGGUUUCCAGUUUCCAAACCUGAGGUGAUCUCGCAGAUGGAACAAGGGGAAGAGCCGUGGGUCCCAGACCUCCAGGGCUCUGAGAAAGAAGUGCUCCCGAGAGCUGCCUACACAGGGAGUGACCGAUGUCUGGAUUCUCUCUGUCUCCCAUCAGGUGAUGGGAUGAUGAGUGAGAAUGAGGAGGAGAAACCCCAGCAGAAAGAUGCUGAGCAAGUGGAACCACAUGGAACGUUAUCAGGAAGAUCCAAAGGGAAUGUUUCCGGGAGUUGUGCACUCCAAGAAAAAGCAAAUUCUUGUGAGACUCAAGAGAGGCCAGAGGAAAACUUCAGUAGCCACUCAGAUCUUAUAACAAGUGACAGAAUCAACUUGGAAGAGACACGCUGCACAUGCAAUGAAUGCAAGAAAAGCUUCAAUUGGAGCUCUGCCCUUAUCACACAUGAGACAAUCCACGCAGGGGAGACGCCCUACACAUGCUCUGAGUGUGGGAAAAGGUUCAAUAGGCGCUCAAACCUUAUCAGACAUCAGAGAAUCCACAUAGGAGAGAAACCCUACACGUGCUCUGAGUGUGGGAAACGCUUCAAUCGGAGCUCACACCUUAUCAGACAUCAGACAAUCCACACAGGUGAGAAACCUUAUGGCUGCUCUGAGUGUGGGAAAUGCUUCAUUAAUAGUUCAGCCCUCAUUUCACAUCAGCGAAUCCACACAGGAGAGAGGCCGUACACAUGCUCUGAGUGUGGGAGAAGCUUUAGUCGGCACUCAAACCUUAUCACACAUCGUAGAAUCCACACAGGAGAGAUGCCCUACACGUGCUCUGAGUGCGGGAAAAGCUUCAGUUGGAGUUCACACCUUAUCACGCAUAGGAGAAUCCACUCGGGGGAGAAACCUUAUGGAUGCUCUGAGUGUGGGAAACGCUUCAAUCGGAGCUCUGCCCUUAUCACACAUAGGAGAAUCCACUCGGGGGAGAAACCUUAUGGAUGCUCUGAGUGUGGGAAAUGCUUCACUGAUAGUUCAGCCCUCAUCUCACAUCAGCGAAUCCACACAGGAGAGAGGCCGUACACAUGCUCUGAGUGUGGGAAAAGCUUUAGUCGGCACUCAAACCUUAUCACACAUCGUAGAAUCCACACAGGAGAGACGCCCUACACGUGCUCUGAGUGUGGGAAAAGCUUUAAUCAGCAUUCACAGCUUAUCACACAUCGUAGAAUCCACACAGGAGAGACGCCCUACACGUGCUCUGAGUGUGGGAAACGCUUCAAUCGGAGCUCUGCCCUUAUCACACAUAGGAGAAUCCACUCGGGGGAGAAACCUUAUGGAUGCUCUGAGUGUGGGAAAUGCUUCACCGAUAGUUCAGCCCUCAUCUCACAUCAGCGAAUCCACACAGGAGAGAGGCCGUACACAUGCUCUGAGUGUGGGAAAAGCUUUAGUCGGCACUCAAACCUUAUCACACAUCGUAGAAUCCACACAGGAGAGACGCCCUACACGUGCUCUGAGUGUGGGAAAAGCUUUAAUCAGCACUCACAGCUUAUCACACAUCGUAGAAUCCACACAGGAGAGAUGCCCUACAGGUGCUCUGAGUGUGGGAAACGCUUCAAUCGGAGCUCACACCUUAUCACACAUAGGAGAAUCCACUCGGGGGAGAAACCUUAUGGAUGCUCUGAGUGUGGAAAACGCUUCACUGACAGUUCAACCCUCAUCUCACAUCAGCGAAUCCACACAGGAGAGACGUCCUACACAUGCUCUGAGUGUGGGAAACGCUUCAAUCGGAGCUCAAACCUUAUUAAACAUCAGACAAUCCACAUGAGAGAGAACUGUAAUAAAUGCCUUGAUUAGGG
Messenger RNA from Emys orbicularis (European pond turtle), 1979 nucleotides. Its product is annotated as zinc finger protein 883-like. Gene Ontology annotation, molecular function: DNA-binding transcription factor activity, RNA polymerase II-specific; RNA polymerase II cis-regulatory region sequence-specific DNA binding. The coding region runs from base 1 to 1977 and encodes 658 amino acids. Gene Ontology annotation, cellular component: nucleus. Gene Ontology annotation, biological process: regulation of transcription by RNA polymerase II. The record is from RefSeq and is a predicted model, not a curated record. Lineage: Eukaryota; Metazoa; Chordata; Testudines; Emydidae. The transcript has 4 exons.